AUGGCUCUCUCUCCCGCUAAAAUUGCCGUCACAUUUUCCGUGGUUUUCACGUUCUGCUUGUGCUCUUUGGAGGCUUCCGAUGGCGGUUUCAGCGUUGAGCUGAUUCACCGGGACUCACCAAGGUCCCCGCUUUACAACCCGGCGGAGACCCCAACCCAACGAUUGCGAAAGUCUCUGGCCCGCACCAUCGCACGGGCUAAUAGCCUCAGCCAGACAGCCGCUGCCACUGGAUCUGCGCCUUUCUCAACUAUAACCUCCAACGCUGGGUCGUACCUCAUGAACAUCUCGAUUGGGACCCCACCGUUCCAGAUUCUCGGGAUCGCGGACACGGGCAGCGAUCUGAUAUGGACACAGUGCGAGCCUUGUAAUGACUGUUUCGAGCAGGUUGCCCCGCUGUUUGACCCGCAGAAGUCGUCAACUUAUCGAGACGUUUCUUGCACCUCGAGCACUUGCAGCUCGCUUGACGGGACCAAUUGUGGUGGGAACACGUGCCAAUACUCUUACUCAUAUGGGGACCAAUCUUACACAAGAGGUGAUGUUGCCGUGGAAACGGUUACCCUAAGCUCAACCUCGGGUCGACCAGUUGCAUUCCCCCGAACCAUAAUUGGGUGCGGGCAUGAUAAUGGAGGAACUUUUGAUAACAAAACCUCGGGGAUCAUCGGCCUUGGAGGUGGUUCAGUCUCUCUUAUUUCCCAAAUGGGCCAAGCCACAGGCAGCAAGUUUGCAUACUGCUUAGUUCCAUUAACCGCUGAAGCCAAAGGUGAGAAGUCAAGCCAGUUGAGCUUUGGGAGUAGAGCAGAAGUAACUGGCUCCGGGACAGUUUCGACCCCAUUGGUACCAAAAUCCCCUGAAACCUUCUACUUUCUAACUCUCGAGGCGAUCAGUGUCGGGAGGAAUAGAAUCGAGUUUGGAGGUUCAGCAGGUUCAGCCUCCGAGGGCAAUAUUAUCAUCGAUUCAGGCACGACCCUCACGCUUCUGCCUGAUGACUUCUACAGCCAAAUAGAAUCGGCACUUACCAACCAAAUUGAGUUACAGCCAGUGGAUAACCCACCUGUACCUGAUCUGCCGCUUUGCUACCGCACUAAGACCGACAAUAUCAAUGCUCCUGUCCUUACUGCUCACUUCACAGGCGCAGAUGUGAAGCUUGGUCCCUUGAACACUUUUAUUAGGCUUGACGAAAAUAAUCUGUGCUUUGCUUUCGCUCCGAUUCCGACUUCAGUUGGAGCGAAGGCCAUCUACGGAAACAUUGCGCAGGUGAACUUUUUAGUUGGGUAUGACAUCAGGAAGAAAGCUGUAUCAUUCAAGCCUAUUGAUUGUACGAAGUUCUAAUAAGAUCAGAUUAU
Punica granatum (pomegranate) is the source of this 1343-nucleotide messenger RNA. The record is from RefSeq and is a predicted model, not a curated record. Lineage: Eukaryota; Viridiplantae; Streptophyta; Magnoliopsida; Myrtales; Lythraceae.